CCUGUCAGCGACCGGGUGUCACACCGCCUAUGGUUCACUGUGGAGCGGCUUCCUCGGAACAUGAACCCAGCUGGAUGAACAUCUAAAAUAAAAUUUAAAAUCCUGGUGAUCAUGAGUGGGAUCGUGAGAGGGAUAUCAGAGGACAUGCACCGACAAAUUAUACAAGCUGUAUUUGACGAGGACACAAUGUCCUCUACCUCCGUGGGAAUGUCAGAUUUGUCCGAUGAGAUCCUGCUUUGCAUUCUCCGCCAUGUUCCAGUGUGUGACCUGAUGAAGAAUGUGGCCAACGUCUGCCACAAGUUACACACACUGUGCCAUGAUAAGACCCUGCUCACAAACGUCAGCCUGUCUGAGGAGUAUCAGGCUGACGAUGUUUUGGUCCGCUACAUAUUGAAGCAGCUAGCCAAUCACAUGCAGUCUUUGAGCUUGAAUGGCUGCUACUGGCUGUCUGGCUCUACGAUGGAGCUUCUGGCUCGCUGCAGAGGAGUGACACACCUGGAUGUCACCGGCUGUCGCAUAACUUCCCUGCGUCUCUCCCGUCUCCUCUCCUCCCUUUCUCUGCUCAGAUCCCUCGCUUUUGAUGUGACGCCGGGCUUCAACUCUGCUCAGCUCAGUUCAGAGGCGGUGGAUUCUCUGAGCCGCCUGUCGGAGCUCAGACAGACACUGCUGACACCGAGUUAUGGUGUGGUGCCAUGCUGCGCCCAACUACGCAAGCUGAUGCUUCAGUUUGACAUCUCAGACGUGACUAGAGAAGGUAUCGGUGUUUGCUGCCAGUUGAUGAUGGGUCAGAGCAGUGUGCCACAUUACCAACAGCUGGAGGAGUUCACUGCCAGGCUGGCUCCAGGAGAGGUAAACCAGACGUUGCUCCUGCUCUAUCUGGCCGUGUUCAGCGUUCACGUUCCAAAACGUCUGAGAGUUUUCCUCGUGUCGAUUCCUGGUCCGAACCCCGCCCACUGGCCUGCUGCCCCCUCCCUGGCUCAGAGCCUCGGGCAGGGGGGCGACCUGGAGGCCCUGCAGCUCCCUCGCUCCUGGCUGGAUUCCUUUUCCCUGAAGCGAGCCCUGGAGGGAAACAGCCCAAAGCACCUGAGCUUCAGCCGCUGCCCGGCGCUGUGGACGCAAGUGUUCCAGUCGCUGCUGGAGGGAGGAGUCAGAGACGCCAAGCAGCUGACCAGCCUGAACCUCAGCGGGAUCAACAAGGUCCUCUACUCAGAGUGCAGGAGUGUGGAGGAUCAGCUGGUUCCUGAGACUAUGAGCCGCCUGGCUGCUGGUUGUUCCAACAUUAGACAGUUAAACCUGAUGCACACGCACUACCAUCACGAGAGCUCACCUGGGCAGGGUGGAGAAACACACCUGUGUGCCAGCUUGGCCAAACUCACACAUCUGCGCUCUCUCACACUGCCUGCCUGCGCCCUGUCAGACGGCUUAAACACGCAUCAAGUCUCUAUAAACAACACUCCCUCCCCUUUGUUCCUGGGGUUAAAGAAGAAUCCACGGGUGGGGCUCCAGAACUACAAGCCUGAUUUAGAGUCCUCUCUUUCAGAGGACAGCACCUCGGGGCUCUCUCUGCUCUUAGCUGGCUGCCCUUUUCUAGAAACCUUAGAAGUCAUCGGUCCCGGCUUUGUCUCCGCGCUGCCUCGGCUCGAGCCCUGCACUCGUGCCAGUGUGGAGCCUCGUGGCAUGUGUGAGUGGGCGCGAGGAGUCGGCGACGCACACUUAGCAGCACUUGAGGCUUUGCCUAGAUUGCGCCGUCUGAGUCUGGCGGGGCUUCCUGGGGUCCUGAAUGGGACAGGGCUGGUACAGCUGACCCAGCAGUGCAGAGACCUCAGGGUUUUAUCCCUCGCCAACAUGGGCUCACUAAAGACCAUGAACUACUCCCCUGCCUUGCUGGAUUCACUUAAACAGUGCACACAGCUACAGGAACUCAGGUUAGAGCAGCCCUACCUGAAUGCCAACGAGUCAUUCUUCGAGGCUCUGUCCUGCUGCUCUCGUCUGCAGCGUCUCUGCCUUAUCUCACGUAGCGGCACCUUCGACCCGUUGGCAGUAGAAAACUUCAUGGAGCGAUGCCGCCACGUCAUCAUGUGCCAUAUGUUCAUGGGCGGCACCUUGGUGGCAUGUCGCACACUGCAGAAAGUUCUUCUGAACAGAUUUUCAGUGGAGCGUUCGGCCCUGAGUGUGGUCAUCUAUCCAUUACAGCAUGAGGACCUGACUUUAGUCAUCAGAGAUAUCCCGCUCACACUUCUGGACAGAAUCACUUUGUUCCAGAGUCACGUGGCCCAACCACCACAUCUAUCACCAUUGUGACAUCUCCAGAAAGCUUCAGUGUGAUUGGUGCUCAAGAGCUACGAGGCUCAGACCACUUUUAUUCUGCAGGAAAUAAAAUUCAAUAAUGAAAAGACUUGACAGUCGUCUGCACAGUGAUACUAGAUUGUGUGA
Notothenia coriiceps (black rockcod) is the source of this 2433-nucleotide messenger RNA. It is a transcript of the gene fbxl18, whose product is annotated as F-box and leucine-rich repeat protein 18. Gene Ontology annotation, cellular component: SCF ubiquitin ligase complex. Gene Ontology annotation, biological process: SCF-dependent proteasomal ubiquitin-dependent protein catabolic process. Gene Ontology annotation, molecular function: protein binding. The transcript has 7 exons. The record is from RefSeq and is a predicted model, not a curated record. NCBI's taxonomy places the organism in Eukaryota, Metazoa, Chordata, Actinopteri, Perciformes, Nototheniidae. The coding region runs from base 112 to 2301 and encodes 729 amino acids.